AAGAAAUAUAUGAAAAUAAUUUGAUUUAUAAAGUUUUUUUUUUACCAGAAUUUAACUUCGUUAACCAGUUUUGUUAUAAGUUUCAGUAUAAGAUUUUAAAAUGAAGUUGUUUCCGUCGUCCAAAUAUUGAAAAUUAAUAUUAGCCCCGGCUAAUAUUAUAAUAGUAAUGGAAGAUCUAAAUCCUUGGAACAGGGAUUCAAUAUUGGCGAAAUUUCAGGCUGUAACAAGUAUUGAUGAUUUUGAAACUUGCAUAUCUAUACUUGAACCAAAUGAUUGGGAUUUAGACAGAGCACUCACAUGUGUAUUUAAUGAAGACGAUAUUCACGCUCAAAGCAUAAAUUUUGAAGGAAGUGAUAAAAAAGAUGAAGUUGUUUAUCUUGAUUCAGAUGAAAUCCAUCAACUAAAAUUUAUUGUAUAUUAUGACAAUAAUGUUUGCAUCAUUGAAAUUUCAGAAAAUGAUACAGUUUCUGCUUUAAAGAGGAAGCUUUUUGUUCAGUGUGGAUUUCAAGAACAUAAAAUGAUAAUUGAAGGAUUGGUAGAGGACAUUGAAGAUUUAUCUGAUUAUACCAUUCUUUCUUCAUUAAAUUUAUGCAAGGAAACUAAAUUGUAUUUACAUAAGAAAUCAACAUCAAAUGCUGAAUAUGAUCAAAGUAAAACAUUUACCAACUCUAUUCCAAUCGUUGAUUUAGAAGAUAGUAGUGAUAUCACAUUAUUAAUACAAUACAAUGAUUUAAAGAGUGUUAAAGAAUAUAUAUUAAAGUUUAAACCAACACAAACAAUACAAGAUGUUAAAGAAGAACUGCUUUUUCUAACUAAAAUUCCUCCAAGUAAUCAAAUAUGGCAAGGAUGGCCUUCAAAGUGUUCAGAAAAGUCAAUGCUUGGAAAUUUAGACUUGAAACAACCAUAUCAACUCUAUAUGUCAAAAUGUGGGGAAACAUUGCCUUCAAGCUCAAGUACUUUGGAUUUUGAGGAACAUAUAAUCUCAGAUGAUGAUGAAAUAUUUGAAGAUGCUCCAGCAUAUGGUCACAAGUCAUUACCUUUAUUACCUCCUGACUCUAAUGAUGAUUCAGAGAGUAUGAUAAUAUUUCAACAUAGAUUUGAAGAGAGGUAUCGUGAUUCUCAUCCUGUGUUUUUUCUUGGAUCUUUGCAGGAGGCAAUGGUUGAAGCUGAGGGGAAAAAUAUUUUUGAGAGAAAACCUCUUUUAAUCUAUCUUCAUCAUGACCAAAGCGUGUUUACAAACAUAUUUUGCAGUCAAAUUAUGUGUUCAGAGCAAUUUGCAACAUUUGUUACUGAAAAUUUUGUUUUCUGGGGAUGGGAUGUGACGCACGAAAGUAACAAGAUAAAGUUUGUAAAUAUGAUGGUGCAGCAUUUUGGUGGUAUGUCUGUUUCUGCAGUGACUAAUUAUGAAGAAAGUGACUACCCCUUACUUGUAGUUGUCUCAAAGUCAAAAUCAGCUGCAGAAAUAUGUUUGGUAUUACAAGCUAAUACUUCGUUGGAUGAAGUCAUGUCUGUUGUUAUAUCUGCUUAUGAAACAGCAAAACAAUCACAAGAUAUUGAGCUUAAGUUAGAGAAUGAUCGUUUUGCUAGAGAUGCAGAAAAACAAGAGCAAGAUGCAGCUUUUUAUGCUUCUUUGUCUGCUGAUAAAGCAAAAGCUGCUGCAGAGCAAGCUCGAUUAGUUUUGGAGAGACAAAAAGAUCAGGAAGCUCAAUCACAAGAGAAAGAACGUAAAAAGUGCUUAGAAAAGCUUCCAACAGAACCAGGAGAAAAUGAACCGAACAUAACAAGUAUAUUAUUUCGCUUUCCUGGUGGAGAACGAGUAUCCAGAAGAUUUCGUGCAAAUGAAACUAUGCAGGUUAUGUAUAUGUAUCUAUCAUCAAAAGGUUUUAACAAUAAUAGUCAUCGAUUUGUUACAAACUUUCCUAAGCGGAUGUUUACUAACGAAUGCGUGGAUCGAACGUUUGAAGAAAUGAAACUUGUUCCUCGAGAGUCAAUAUUUGUUGAAGAAAUCUAACUUUAUUUUUCUAUAUCAUUUAUUAUUUAUACAUAUAAUUUAUUUGGAGUUAUUUGUAAGUUCCAGAAAAUAUUUUUUAAUAAUG
Hydra vulgaris (swiftwater hydra) is the source of this 2096-nucleotide messenger RNA. RefSeq names its product FAS-associated factor 1. The record is from RefSeq and is a predicted model, not a curated record. NCBI's taxonomy places the organism in Eukaryota, Metazoa, Cnidaria, Hydrozoa, Anthoathecata, Hydridae. Gene Ontology annotation, cellular component: endoplasmic reticulum; nucleus. Gene Ontology annotation, molecular function: ubiquitin binding.